GUUUACGUGAAGUUCUCUUGUCGCUGCUUCUUCCCCUCGUCAUGGCUGAUGCUCUGCUCUUCACUCCUCCCUCUUCCAGGCAAAUGCCCGAGAAAUUACUCAGCAAGCGUCGCCGAAACUUCGCAGAAACGCAACCCAGAAAGCGUCGCUCCCUUUCUGCCCAGAAAAAAUUAUGUGUUUUCUUGGGUGCAAAAUUAUGUGUUUUCUUGUUGACUCAACCCGACGACCUUGGCUCUUCCAACCCCAUAAAAUCAGACAUAAUCUGGGUGCUCAAGCUCAAGGUACUGACUUCUUUCGGUUGUUUCCUGCUUCAGUGUGUUCCGUAGUGCGCUCAUUGAUUGCACUAUCUCCUCCUUUUUCUGCGUCUUCCCCCAGCCCCAGUGGAUAUGAUAUCAAACAAAACUUCACUGUCAUGGCUCGGACGGAGUUUAUCUAUUCAAUCAUGCUUCCCUGAAACGAAGUCGAAUGAUGCUUCUGGUUGCAAGUCUCCUGAGAACAAUGAUAUUAGUAUAUAUGUUGAUGAUGGAACCUCUCUGAAUAUGUUUGAGCAUGGGCAUUUGCGAACUUCCCCCAGUGGUGAACUCCCUGUUGCAGAAGCAACACCAGAUAUUAAUGAUUUAUGCCCAAGAAAUUCUGAUGCUCAAAACUCCAGAAUUAUAGCGCAUCAAAACGAUUCCAACUUGGCCAGUGGCCUGCAAGUGCAAGGGAGUGAUGUCCUUGUCAGUUUAAAUGAAUCCAUGAGGCAAGUUGGCCCUAGCAAUCCUUUGACUAGUCAAACCCCCAACUUUGAACUCAAAAGACAUGUAUCUGACGGCCUGAUAAGUUUUCCACUAGCCACGGUUCCUUAUUCAGGCACAAUUUCAGGGGAAAUUAGAACUUGUGGCCUUAAAUCAUAUGUUGUCCUAUAUCUUGCUGCCCUCAGAGGUGAUUGGGAGAUUGCCAGAGAAUUUUUGGAUUCAAAUCCAGUGGCACUACGUGCCCGGAUUACGAGGGGUUUAGAAACUGCUCUUCAUGUUGCAGCUGGGGCAAGUCAUACUAGGUUUGUUGAGGAGCUAGUGAAAUUGAUGCGACCAGAAGACUUGGCACUUCAGAAUAAGGUUGGCAACACAGCACUUUGCUUUGCUGCUGCAUCUGGAGUCAGAAAAAUUGCUGAACUAAUGGUGGAAAAGAAUAAAGAAUUGCCGUCCAUUAGAGGUAGUAAAGGAGCAUUGCCACUUUAUAUGGCUGCUUUGUUAGGGCACAGAGACAUGGUCUGGUAUCUCUACUCUGUGACACAAGUUCUAACAGAGAAAGAUCUCAUUUGUCUUCUUAUUGCUGCUAUCACUGCCAAUUUAUUUGAUGUAGCUUUGGACAUCAUUCAGCAGCACCCUGCAUUAGCUACAGCUCGGGAUGGAAAUGGGGAUACAGCACUUCAUGUUUUAGCUCGAAAACCUUCAGCAUUUCCUAGUGGGAAUCAUCUUACAAUCUGGCAGAGGUGCCUAUAUUCAUGCAUUCAGUUGGAGCUACCAAGCAAGUUUCCAUCUCCUUAUGGUACCCAUGAAGUUCCGAUCUUGAAAGCACUACUCCGGAAAGUCCGUAAAUUUCUAGGAUUUGAGGAGAUAUAUGACAAAAAGUUGAUGCAUAUCCUAACUAUGGAACUGGUGAAGCAAUUAUGGGAUCAGAUUCUGUUGCUGGAUGACUCAAAAAUCGGGGAAUUAAUCAGGACUCCUUCUCGAUUAUUAUUUACUGCUGCCGAGUUGGGCAUUGUGGAAUUCAUAAUUAUACUUAUUAGAUCAUAUCCUGAUCUAAUCUGGAAAGUUGAUGACCAAAGUCGAAGCAUAUUUCAUGUUGCAGUGGCAUAUCGGCAGGAAAAGAUUUUUAACCUCAUGUAUGAGAUAGGUGCUCUUAAGGAUUUGAUUGCAGCGUACAAGGAUGAAAACAAUAUUAACAUGCUGCAUUUGGCUGGAAAACUAGCUCCAUCAAAUCGACUCAAAACUGACUCUGGUGCAGCUUUGCAACUUCGACGAGAGUUGCGCUGGUUCAAGGAAGUAGAAAAGAUUGUACAACCUCUAUACACAGAAAUGAAGGACCCUCAGGGAAGGACGCCUCAGAUUCUGUUCACGGAGGAGCAUAAGGGCUUAGUACGUGAAGGGGAGAAGUGGAUGAAGGAUACAGCAUCAUCAUGCAUGCUUGUUGCAACACUCAUUGCCACAGUGAUGUUUGCCGCUGCAUUCACAGUCCCAGGAGGCAACGACUCCUCUGGCUGGCCAAUUCUUAUGUCAAAGAGGUCAUUCAUGGUUUUCUUAAUUGCAGAUUCGCUGGCAUUAUUUUCAUCUUCCACUUCAAUACUGAUUUUCCUAUCAAUUCUCACCUCACGCUAUGCAGAGGAAGAUUUUCUCGACUCAUUACCUAAUAGGUUAACCAUUGGGCUUGGAACCCUCUUUAUCUCCAUUGCUACUAUGAUGAUAUCUUUCUGCGCCACCCUUUUCAUUGUUCUUGGCCAUCAUAGAUUGACAUGGGUUACCAUUCCAAUGACUGUAAUUGCAAGCGUCCCUGCAAUUUUGUUUGCGCUGUUACAAUUUCCCCUUUUUGUUGAUAUGGUCAGUCACACAUGCAUGUCUAGCAUCAUCUUCCGUCCAAGAAAUCAUUUGUUGUACUAGAUGUUGGUAGAAAUUGCAGAAUCUAAGUGACCAUGUUUUUUGUCUACCUAGACUCUUUCCUAUAUUGUUUUGUACAUAGAACCCUUUUCCCUUUUCUUUUCUUUUUUUAUAUUUCUGCAUCUAUCCUGUGUAAUAACUAAGGCAACGCUUGCAAGGAAUUGAAAGGGUGGCUUGUAUAUUAUGACAUGCAUAUUUAGUUGAAUCUUAUACUUUAUCACAUCA
Molecule: messenger RNA, 2861 nt
Organism: Diospyros lotus (date-plum)
Lineage: Eukaryota; Viridiplantae; Streptophyta; Magnoliopsida; Ericales; Ebenaceae
Product: ankyrin repeat-containing protein ITN1-like
Exons: 8
Coding region: 387-2639 (750 amino acids)
Molecular function (GO): protein binding
Source: RefSeq, a predicted model, not a curated record